GAAACGACGACGAUGAACCAGGCAGACGCGGUGCGUAUAAGCGCUAGGGAGGCGAGCCUCAAGGCGGCGCGGCGCCGCUGCGAAACGCAGCUCAUGGGCCGCGACGUCCACACCGCGUACGCCAACAUUGUGGCCACCGUGCAGGACGCGGUGGGUGUCUAUGGCAAGCAUGGGCUUGCGAUCGUGCCCUACUACCUCCUCAUGGCCGAAGUCGGCUUGGAACUGGGGCAUCUCAAGCAGGUCGAGGAGGUCCUCGCGCUCAGCAUUUGGAGCCUCGUGCGCAGCGCCGAAGAGAGCAGCGCCAACGAAGGCGAGACGCACCCGGGCACGCUCCUCCAGCGCGCCGCGGUGUGCAAGCUCUACGGUCGGUUCCACGCCGAGGCCGAGAACUACGACGAGGCGCUCAAGCAAGCCGCCAACGGCGCCUACUACGCCUCGCUCGUCCACGGCCCGGAGCACAUUCUCACGUCAACGCUCUACUACACGCUCGGGUGCAUCUUCCAACGCAUGUUCAAGACCGAGCAAGCGCUCGGUCUGUUUGACAAGCUGGUCGAGAUCUGGUACAAGUACCUCGCCAACCGCCCGCCGUCGGCCGAAUCCAAGGACCGAGGUCAUGACGACGACGACGACGCGCUGGCCCACGAGCGGCUCCUGCACGAAGGCAAUGCGAUGCUGUUGCACAUCCUGGAUACGCGCGCCAAGGUGCUCGGCGCGGGCCACAUUGCGACCGGUGAGGUCGAGUAUACCAUGGGUCUGCUCAAGUUGCACAUGGGCUGCCGGUCGGACGCCAAGGGGUUUCUGGACCAAGCGCUCUCGAUCUACACGGACGCGCUCGGUUCGCUACACCCGUCGACGAUCGAUGUCCAAAGCGUGAUCGAUCAAGUUCGUGACGUUUGAGAUUCCCAAUGUUAAAGACGUCUACUUGAGCGAGCUCUUGCGGCCGACGC
This is a messenger RNA of Saprolegnia parasitica CBS 223.65, 947 nucleotides long. RefSeq lists its product as hypothetical. Lineage: Eukaryota; Oomycota; Saprolegniomycetes; Saprolegniales; Saprolegniaceae. Gene Ontology annotation, molecular function: protein binding. The record is from RefSeq and is a predicted model, not a curated record. The coding region runs from base 13 to 897 and encodes 294 amino acids. The transcript has 4 exons.